UACACACUAUUUUGUCAGUUUAUUGUUAAAUACACGAGUUUGUAUUAGUUUACUCCAAAAUGGAAUCCACGACUCUGGAAAAAUUAGAAAAGGCCGCUCCUUACAACAUUCUCUGCAACAUCAUCCCGGAAUCGUCCGAAACGUCGCAGCAGCCCAACGCCAUCAACUUUCGAGACCUACUUUGUCCGAGUCUGGGCAAACUCAAGUCGUCCUUACAAAUAAACUUCAUCAUCGGAGUCGGGUGGUUAAUGCAGCAAUACGAAUCCCAAAAUCUAGCAACAAAACCGCUGACCCUUCUAUAUGGUAACCAACUAAGCGAAGAGAGCGAAAAAUACCUAGAAACUUUCCCCAACGUCAGUCACGAGUACGUGGAGAUCAAGGGCUGCCACCACACAAAAAUGGGAAUCUACGUGUAUGAGGAUAGUUCGCUUCGAGUGGUGGUGUCCACCGCAAAUCUGUACCAAAAAGAGUGGGAAUAUGCUAAUCAACAGUUAUGGGUGAGCCCUCUGUGUCCGUCGCUCCCGGAAACCGCCCCAGACACCUCUGGAGAGUCCGCAACCAACUUCAAAUCCGCUCUCCUAGAUUAUCUACAAUCCUACAAACUAGAUAUAGUCCAACCAUGGAUCUCCUACGUCACACGAGCCGACUUCAGCGACGUCAAAGUCUUCCUCGUUACGUCAAUUCCGGGUCAAUACACCCCCCCGUCCACCCGUUGCCACCUCCACCAUGUCGGGGAUUUACUCGCCCAACACUGUACUCUCCCCGACGGUGACGCCACCUCGUGGCCAAUCAUAGCCCAAAUGUCGAGUGUGGGUUUCUACGGUAAAUCCCCGGCCGAGUGGCUGCGCGGUACUUUCCUGCGAAACAUAGCCGCCCACGACCGCUCCAAACAGGUCUACCUCUCCAGCGCCCCCUUGAAGAUCGUCUACCCCUCUCGGCGGAACGUGCGCGACAGCUACCUUUCCAAAAACGGGGGGUUUUGUCUCAACUACGAUAUAGAAAUGAGCAACAAGCAGGACUGGCUACGAAACUACCUGCAUCACUGGAAGGCGGACGAACUCGGGCGGAGUCGGGUCAUGCCGCACGACAAAUUCUACUGUCGGAUUUCGCCGUGUUUGACUAAGUUGGCGUGGUUUUUGCUCAGUAGUGCCAAUAUGUCGAGGGGGGCUUGGGGGAGCAAGUAUUUGGACGGAAAUAGUAAUGUUUUUGUCAGGAAUUAUGAGGCGGGGGUUAUGUUUUUCCCCAAGUUUUUUGGCGAGGAGUAUUUCAAGAUUGGGGGGAAAGGUAGGGCGGGGUUUCCCAUGGUGUGCAAUUUGCCGCUCACCGAGUACGAAAAACGGGACCGUCCCUUUUGUGACAUGCAUUGAUAAGGGAAACGUGAUUUUUUGUGUUUUUGUUUGUGAUGAGGUGAAGUUUGAACACCCGAUUAUUUUUUAAUAAAGUUACAGUUUUUUUGA
Messenger RNA from Zophobas morio, 1457 nucleotides. RefSeq names its product probable tyrosyl-DNA phosphodiesterase. The record is from RefSeq and is a predicted model, not a curated record. NCBI's taxonomy places the organism in Eukaryota, Metazoa, Arthropoda, Insecta, Coleoptera, Tenebrionidae. Gene Ontology annotation, biological process: DNA repair. The transcript is spliced from 5 exons. Gene Ontology annotation, molecular function: 3'-tyrosyl-DNA phosphodiesterase activity; double-stranded DNA binding; single-stranded DNA binding. Gene Ontology annotation, cellular component: nucleus. Bases 60 to 1367 code for a protein of 435 amino acids.